Molecule: messenger RNA, 370 nt
Organism: Paramecium tetraurelia
Lineage: Eukaryota; Ciliophora; Oligohymenophorea; Peniculida; Parameciidae
Exons: 3
Source: RefSeq, a predicted model, not a curated record
AUGGAUAUAACCAACAAAUAGUCUGAUGUGAAGUGUGUUAUCUGCUUAAGCUUAGCUUCCAACUAAGUACACUUAGAUUCAUGUAACCAUUUAUUCUGUUUUACAUGUAUUAAUAAAUGGUCUCAAAAAAGUCAUUAAUGCCCAUAAUGUAGAGCAAUAUUUUCUUGUUUUUAUGAAUUCAAAAAUGAUCCGAAAAUUCAUAUAAAAAAGCAUGAAGCACCCAAAAUUAUUAAUAAUUCUGAAGAUUAACGCCUUAUGGCUUUAGCUGAUAUUGAUAAUACUUACUAUGAUUUAAUUUUACAAUAAAUAGAUUUUAUUUGAAUUAUUAUAAUUUGUUAGGAAAUAAAAUAUAUUUCAUAAAUCAAUAAGU